GGAGCUGUGUGACCUUCUUCAAGCGCUUAUUCACAAAUUCACUUUGCCGGUUGUGGACGGGUGUUGUAAGGUGCAUCUACAUUGCGGCGUCCUUUCUUUAAUUUUCUAGUGAAUUGUAUUAGGACAAACAAUGGGUGACGUGGAUAAAGGAAAGAAAGUCUUCGUCCAGAAGUGUGCCCAGUGCCAUACUGUUGAGAAAAAUGGAAAGCACAAGGUUGGUCCAAACCUGCAUGGCCUGUUUGGGAGGAAGACGGGCCAGGCCGAGGGCUUCUCUUACACCGAUGCAAACAAAACUAAAGGAAUUGUCUGGGGUGAAGAUACUCUCAUGGAAUACCUGGAGAAUCCCAAAAAAUAUAUUCCAGGAACAAAAAUGAUUUUUGCUGGCAUCAAGAAGAAGACCGAACGCGCCGAUUUAAUUGCAUAUUUGAAAAAGGCAACAUCUGAAUAGAAUAUCGUCACGUGUAGUUUGGCGUCUAUGCUGCUUUAAUGUGGUAUCUGUUUCUUAGUCUUGUGGUGAAUUGGAUUUUUAAAUUAUACUGGCCUUGUCUGUCCUGGUUCUAAAUGCAAUAUUUUUGGCAUGUUCAUGUGCCAUGUAUGCAGUCAGAGCCUUAAAUAAAUAAUGAUUUUUAUCUGCUAACUCCUGGUUCUCUUCAUGUUUUUAAUUAAUAACAGUGGCUCCCUUCUGGCUCUUUCAGAAAUGUGACAGUAUGCCACAAAGGGCUUUCAUGUUUGUCACUCAUAUUUUGAAGUUUUACAGGUGAAAUGUUAAACUCCAGACCGGGCGUCAUUGUUCCAAAUUACUAAAACCACUGGAUACCUUUUAUGUCUUUUUUUACAUUUGGUGCUCUAGGUGUAUGUGGUAUGCCUUUGGUUUAUGUAAUCUGGAUUUUUAUUUGCUUUGAUUUAUUUAACGUGUAAUUAAUUCAGCAGAACUUACUGUGUUCUUCAGCAGUGACUUGCACGUCUGCAGUUGCAACUUCAUAUUCUGCUAUAAAAGACACACGUCUGCAUUGACUGGGUCUAUAGAAAUUAUGAAACUGGAAAGGUAUGCCAUUUUUUUUUGUUUUCAUGUAUACUGAAACGUAGGGUUAUAUGAACGCAUUUUAAUAUACAUUGUAAUUUAUUAAAAUUGAAUUUGUUUAUUUAGGGAACUAACUGAUUUAACUUGUUCUUUGCACUGGUGACCUGAUUAGGGAUAUGUGAAAAUACUCUCCUUUUGUUUCUGAAGGGCUUACGGUAUGUUGUAGUGCACAGCGCUGAAGAGAACUCAAAUGUGCAAUGGUGUAGAUUUAAAAGUAAAAUCACAAAGUGUGUGAUCUCCUGUUGGCUUCUUUUUCCCACUCUGGUAGCCACAUGUUCAAGGUAGAAUACAUCAUGUGUAACUGAACACUAUUAUAAUAAAUAACAUUUCAAUAAA
Messenger RNA from Polypterus senegalus (gray bichir), 1417 nucleotides. RefSeq names its product cytochrome c. Gene Ontology annotation, biological process: mitochondrial electron transport, ubiquinol to cytochrome c; mitochondrial electron transport, cytochrome c to oxygen. The record is from RefSeq and is a predicted model, not a curated record. Bases 131 to 448 code for a protein of 105 amino acids. Gene Ontology annotation, cellular component: mitochondrial intermembrane space. The transcript has 3 exons. Lineage: Eukaryota; Metazoa; Chordata; Cladistia; Polypteriformes; Polypteridae. Gene Ontology annotation, molecular function: electron transfer activity; heme binding.